AUGGCCCUCACGACCGUCGAUCAAGUUACCCCGAAUGCGGUUGAAAAGACUCCCGAUGUACUUGUGACCCCUUGCGAUCCAUGGCCUGCGCCUUACUAUUUGGAUGGUGGUUUCCGUCGCGUCACGCCAUACCAUUAUACCUAUAACACCAAUUGCAAGGAACGAUGGCGUGGUCGCCAGCUGGUUGAGAUCUUCACCUCCGAGUUUCGCGAUCGAAAACCAGAAUACUAUAGGAAAGCCCUGGAAGAUGGCCUUGUACAAGUCAAUGGUGUAACAGCCCGCCCCGAAACGACGCUUAAAAACGGCCAGGUCAUCUCACACACACUCCACCGCCACGAACCUCCCGUUACAAGUCUUCCCGUUGGAAUCAUUUACGAAGACGACGACCUCCUAGUUAUUGAUAAGCCUGCCGGUGUACCGGUGCACGCCGCUGGCCGAUACCACUUCAACACAGUUGUUGAAAUCCUGCGCUCGGAGCGCAGCUCCGAAUGGCUACCUCGCCCAUGCAAUCGACUUGAUCGAUUGACAUCUGGAAUUAUGUUCAUUGGAAAGCACCCCCAGGGCGCCGAGAAGAUGGCUACCGCACUCAAGGCCCGGACCGUACAGAAAGAGUAUGUCGCGCGCGUGAAGGGCAAGUUCCCCGAUGGCGUGGUGGUCUGCGACCAGCCGAUCAUGCAGGUCAGCCCGAAGCUGGGUCUUAACCGUGUGCGCGCCACCGGCAAAGAAGCAACAACCAAGUUCCGUCGCCUGGCUUACUACCCUCCCGAAGCAGCGAAGGAGACCGAGUCAUCUAGCGACGACGAGCGUCCCGCUACCCCGCCCGCGAUUUUCGCCAAUGAGAGUGAGGGCUACAGUAUUGUGCACUGUUUCCCUCUGACAGGCCGUACUCACCAGAUUCGUGUUCACCUCCAGUUCUUGGGCCACCCGAUCACCAACGACCCUAUCUACUCCAACCGCCGUGUGUUCGGACCUGAGCUUGGCAAAGCCGAGGUGACCGCAGAGCGUGAUGAAGAGAUUGUCGCGCGACUGUCUCUGAUGGGUAAAACCGAGAUCCCUGACACGGUCUCGUACCGCACUCACCUGACCGCGGCGCCUAAUGUCCCACCCAACACCGAUCCGGUGCUUGUCAACGAGAUCAUGCAUCGCGAGCAAGUAGCCGCAGCUGAGGAUUACGAAAAGCGCAAGGGCGAGCGUCUGUCGGGCAAUUUCUGCGAAGUCUGCGGCACAGAGCUAUACUCGGACCCGGGCCCCCACGAGCUGGGUAUCUUCUUGCAUGCUGUUGCAUACGCCGACAAAGAUGGUGAUUGGUCUUACCGCAGCCCUAUGCCUCGCUGGGGUUUGCCUCCUGCGGGAAUGGAGGGUCCUCGCACGUGUCCGGACUGGGUCCCUGCUGCUGAAGGCGAGGAAAUUGUCAUUGGCCAUGGGACUGUUCCGCCUGGCUUGGGUGAUGAUGACUAUGCUGCAGACGUCAAGACUGGCACCGUUCUUGUAGAAGGCGUUGGUCUUGUCAAUAUCCCUGAUGCUGCUACGAAGAUGAGAGAGUCUCGUGAAGCCACGGAGACAGCUGCUACGAACUAA
This is a messenger RNA of Penicillium coprophilum, 1578 nucleotides long. RefSeq names its product pseudouridine synthase family protein. Gene Ontology annotation, molecular function: RNA binding; pseudouridine synthase activity. Lineage: Eukaryota; Fungi; Ascomycota; Eurotiomycetes; Eurotiales; Aspergillaceae. Bases 1 to 1578 code for a protein of 525 amino acids. The record is from RefSeq and is a predicted model, not a curated record. The transcript is spliced from 2 exons. Gene Ontology annotation, biological process: pseudouridine synthesis.